AUGAAGUUUCCCACGCUUCCAGGCAAGAGCCACCGCGACAGCUCCUCCUCCUCAGACGGAAAACAAGUCGCAGAAGACAUCGAGAAGACGCACCACGAACAUGACAACCUCACACCCGAUCCAGACGAGGGUCUCAGCGACGCUGAGCGCGCAAAGAUUGACCGCCGUCUCCUCUGGAAGCUCGACCUGCGCCUCAUCCCCUGGCUCGCCCUCCUCUACCUCAUCAGCUUCCUCGACCGUACCAACAUCGGCAACGCGCGCCUCGACGGGCUCGAAAAGGCGCUUCACAUCACAGGCGGCCAAUACAACGCCACCCUCAGCAUCUUCUUCGUUUCCUACGCCCUUUUCGAGCCCUUGACCAACAUCCUGCUCAAGAAGCUGAGGCCGAGCGUCUUCAUUCCGUGCAUCAUGAUGCUGUGGGGCGUCACUAUGGUGACGAUGGGUUUGACGCACAAUUUUCAGGGCAUGAUGGCUGCGAGGUGGUGGUUGGGGUUUGCCGAGGCGGGGUUGUUUCCGGGUAUCAAUUACUAUUUGAGCUGUUGGUACAAGAGGUCGGAAUUCGGUGUGCGCGCCGCAAUAUUCUUCUCGGCCGCAGCUGUCAGCGGCUCCUUUGGUGGAUUGCUUGCAGCCGCGAUCGGCUUGAUGGAUGGAAUUGGUGGGAAAGGGGGAUGGGCAUGGAUUUUCAUCUUGGAAGGGCUGGCAACGGUGCUGAUCGGUAUUGCGAGUUUCUGGAUGGUAUUCGACUUCCCGGACGAGGCGACAUUCUUGAGCGUUGAUGAUCGAAGGAGAGUGAUUAGGAGGUUGAAAGAGGAUAAGCAGAGCUCUGCAGAGCAUGAAAGCUUCAAGAUGGAAUAUUUCUGGGCCAGCGUGAAGGAUUGGAAGACGUGGCUGUAUGCAGUCAUCUACAUGGGCUGCGAUGGGCCGUUAUACGCCUUCUCGCUAUUCUUACCGUCAAUUAUUCAAGGCCUUGGUUACAAGUCGACCCGCGCUCAGUUACUUUCCGUCCCUCCUUACGCUGCUGCCGCUGUUCUCACAAUCAGCAUUGGUUACAUCGCUGACCGUACCCACCAACGUGGUCUGUGCAACAUGGGAUGCGCCCUCAUCGGUAUUACUGGCUUCGCCAUGCUCGAAGGCGGCACCACACCCGCGGUGCAAUACGCCGGCACGUUCCUCGGCGCGCUAGGAAUCUACCCUUGUAUUGCGAACACGAUCGUAUGGGCUGCCAACAAUACAGAAGGCGUCUACAAGAGGGGCGUGACGUUAGGAUUUGUGAUCGGAUGGGGAAAUCUCAAUGGGGUCGUCGCGAGCAACAUCUAUCAGACUAAGAACAAGCCAUUAUACAGACCAGGACAUGGAACAGUGUUGGGGUAUCUGUCGCUGUUUCUGCUGGGGGGAAGCGCGUUACAGUAUUUCUUGCUUGGCAGGGAAAACAAGAAGAGACUGAAUGGCGAGAGAGAUGGCUGGGCAGAGGGGAAGUCAGAGAAGGAGGUGGAGCGCUUGGGGGAUUGGAGACCGGAUUUCAUCUAUACGCGAUGA
This is a messenger RNA of Bacidia gigantensis, 1536 nucleotides long. RefSeq lists its product as uncharacterized. The transcript has 3 exons. Bases 1 to 1536 code for a protein of 511 amino acids. Gene Ontology annotation, biological process: transmembrane transport. The record is from RefSeq and is a predicted model, not a curated record. NCBI's taxonomy places the organism in Eukaryota, Fungi, Ascomycota, Lecanoromycetes, Lecanorales, Ramalinaceae. Gene Ontology annotation, molecular function: transmembrane transporter activity. Gene Ontology annotation, cellular component: membrane.